AUGAAUGAUAAUUUAGUAACUGAUGUUCCGAGUGAUAGUAAAACCGAGGAGUUGCCAAAACAAACUGACACUCCUGCAUUCAACCAGUUAGGAAUUAAUGACAAUAUUUCUUCUGGGCAAGGGGCAGAAGUUAGCAAUGCUCAAGCUAUGUCCAUACAGGAUAUGCUAACAGCAUUAUUUGAAAAGUAUACUAGUAACGAACAGGAGCGUGAAAAACAACGCGAGCUUAAAGAGCAGGAGCAUGAAAAACAACGCGAUCUUAAAGAGCAGGAGCGUGAUAGACAACGUCAGCAGGAAAAGAAAAAACAUAGACAGGAAAAACUUAUAGAAAAACAGCAACAGGAGCUCAGGGACCAAGAAAAGGAAAAGAAAUUUAUGGAAAAUAUAAACAAUAUUUUUCUGGAAAGAGAUAAGGAAAUUGUCCGUAGGAUAAAUCAAGUGUUGGUCAAUUGUGAUAAUGCUAUUACUACCCAUUUUAAGCAGGAGAUCGAUGCAGUAAAAACCACUAUUGAACCGUUAACAAACAUUCCAGUUCAGGUCAAUAGCCUUCAAACUGAAGUAGAUAGGCUACAGAACCAAUUCAAAGCUUUGGCUACCACUGUGGAAACAAUGCAGGAGGACAUUUCCUCGGAAAUCCGAAAGCAAGUCCGAACAGAAGUAGCCAGGGUGCUUAGAUCUGAAAAUCAAAACUUUGAAAACCUGACAGUAUGCAGUAAGGACAACACUGGUACUGACAGGCAAAAGAUCACAGAUAAUCUAACAGCGAAUUUUAAUGCACCACAAGGAAGACCAAAUUUUUGGUAA
Molecule: messenger RNA, 804 nt
Organism: Schistocerca americana (American grasshopper)
Lineage: Eukaryota; Metazoa; Arthropoda; Insecta; Orthoptera; Acrididae
Product: histone-lysine N-methyltransferase, H3 lysine-79 specific-like
Exons: 1
Coding region: 1-804 (267 amino acids)
Source: RefSeq, a predicted model, not a curated record